AUGGAAUCAGGCACUUCAACAGAUUACACUUAUUCUGCAACAACUGAUGCAAAAACAGAAAGCAAUGUAAAGGAGCCGAAGGCACCUGAAGGUACCUUGUUACGACAAGUUCAAGAUGCUAAGGAAAGUAUCUCUGUUCUUAAGAACCAGGUCUCCUUUGCAGAUCAGUGCCUGAGCCUGCUUCAUAAUCAGAUGAAACAUGCCUCAGACACUCUAGCCAUUCUUCAGGAUCAAGUUGAGUUAGCUCAGAAAACAGUAAACUCAUUGAGUCUAGGAACUGCAGCUGGGCUAACAAUUCAAAAUCCACAAGCAACCGUGGCCCCAGCAUUGUCAACAGCCAGCAGAUCUCAUCCUUCUUGGAUUAAUCCCCAAUCUGGUGAAUCGGACGAGCAACGGGUGUUUGUUCACGACUGUGAAGGACCAAAAGUCUAUACAUUGAGCAAAUCAAGCAUCUCGUUAGGAAAUCCAGCUGUGUCAGAAUGCUCUGCAUCGCAUGAUCAUGGACAGGUACCAUGUGUUGUUCAUCAAGUGCCAGUACAUUGUCACUGUCCAGCUUGCCUUUCUCAUGCAAACGUUCACCGUGUGCCUCAGCCUUGCCAUCCUUCUCCUCACAGUACCACCCCAGGUACAGCAGUAGUACAAGUUAGCCCUGAAAUGCCACCAGCACCUCAAACUGUCAGUGCAGUUUCCAGUCAAGAAGUGACAACGGAUGCAACCAAUAACCAAGCAAAGAUGCUUCAUCUAAGUCCUUCAAAAAGUGCAUCAAGUCAUGAACAUGACAAGAACAGUCCAGGAGAUGAUAAAAGCUGUACCAAAAAAGAAUCAGUAACGACAUCACCCAUGGCACACCAGCUUCUACAAGUGAUUGAUGUUUUGCAAACUGAAGAUGAUGAUGAUGGCGGCAGUGCUAUUAGGUCUACAAAGACAUCUCUCGCAUCAUUGUUACAUGGUGUCAGUAUUCCUCAGACUUCCCCAUAUGGACAUGGUACAUUCUCCUGGCAGAGGGUGUCACGUCGCAAUCGCAAACAGAAUGUGAGUCCUUUAAAAAUAGCUUUGUCGCAUUCACUGGUAUCUCCUGACAAGCAGUCCUCAGGUAAAUGCUGUUUUAUAUUGAAAUUGAAAUAUUAUGAAAUGCGGCUACACGCUGUCCAGUUUGGAAAUAAUUGGAUGAAAAUCAUGCUGAGGAUUUUGAAUCCAAUUACUUCCAACUUGGAGAGCAUUCAGUCGUCUUACCUAGUGUCCCGUUGUUAAUGUAGUGGUUCUCCUACUGCUACAUUAGUCAGUUGACACUUAAAUAAAGGUAUUCAUUCAAGUACAGUUAAUCAUGAUUUGUCAACAUAACUUUGACGUGAAGUAAACAAUAGUGUACACCCUCAGUGUUUGUUGUUGGAACAAAAGCGUACACAAGGAAAAUUCAUCAAGGCAUAUUUUAACAUAUACUGCCAACUCACUAUUCUCAAAGACAAACUUAGUCUUACUUUUUCAGAUCUUGAAAUUUGUUUCAAUAUAACAGUUUACUUCAGUUAAAAAAGCGCUUGUGCAACAAAAGGUGAACAGGUAAAAAAAUUCCUUUUUGUUUGUAAAGAAGAAGAACAACAGCAGCAGAAAUACCUAUGUAAAUUAAACCUAGAACAAGAAGUAAAACUAUUGGGAACACUUCACUUUUCACAUGUCACUUUGCACAAAUUCUGUCAUUGGUGAUAUCGGUCUGAAAAGGUGCGUUCAAAUGCAAAUAAGUUGCAAACUCCAAAGUUCUGUCUAUUGAUAAAAAAGAGAGGCAUAAAUUAUUGAAGCAUAAAUUGGCCGUUGCCGUAGCCAUGCAUGCAACACUUUUUUACCUUAAAAAAUGUAUUGAACAUCAAAUGAAUGUUUCCUUUUCUAGUGAGAACGGUGUGUAGAGAUCAUCCAGAAUUAAUGCGAGUUCCAGCUCCAGUUUUGGCAUCCAGUCUUGAGCCUGAGUUCCUGGUCGUACCGACCAGCAGUUUCUCGUAUGACAGUCCUCCGACCUCGGCAAGUGACGACGGUGGCAAGGAGGAGACGAAAAGUUGUGAAAUUUUAUUGGUUAAGAAAAGUGUGACGUCAUCCUCUUCUGUCACUACCUCGUGUCCUAGUGUCACACAUACUUCAAACGAUUCCGAUGCUGGUGAUGGAAAGGAAUGUAGAAAUGAUGGGUGUUGUACUAAAGACAAAUCACAGCCUGCCAGUUCACCUUCGUUUGUUAAGAAGCAUCAUUCUGAUGUUAAUGGUGUUUCUGUGUCUUUAAGUCCUCCGAGAAAAAUAUUUACCGGGACAAGCCCGCUUAACUCGGACAUCGGCACUCCGUACAAUUCGAAGAUGCCAAAUUCCAGCUCUCAUUGUUCUACUCAUAGUAGACGUGAACUUAUCGCGACUAAAGUGAGUGAUUCAGCUGAGACUGUUUCAUUAUCAGCGGCAGUAUCUCAUCUCGAGCAUGCCCAGGGAAAAACUCCUGUUUUAUCAACGGCUUGUCACGUGACUGAUUCGCAGGCGCCAGCCAUGGCUGUCAUUUCGUUGCCGAAUGAUAACUCAGCGAAUUCAGCUCAAAAACAGACGACGCCCACAACUAAGAAACCGAUCAUUUUGUCUCGACGUUCCUCUCGAAGCAGCGAACAGAACAUACCGCAAGGACUUGUAGUGCUUGUACCCACAAUUGAGGACGCUAAGCGACUGAUCGCUUCUUCAGGGGGGCCGUCGGAUGGCCACACCCCUGUACUGGUACCACAACACAUGUUGAACGAAAUUCACUCUAAAAACACAGGAGAGCAGGUAGAAACACAUCAGCCAUUGAGUGGCAAACGAAAGCAUGAGACGCUCUCCUCGCCUUGUUCCGUACCGUCAAAGCGACCAACUAUUGAUUCGGUCGUAAUCGACUGAUACUCUUCGGUUUAGUUUAUUUUGCACUAAAGUAAACUAAUUCAGCAUGGCAAAAGAUAAUAGCAACAUUCGGUUAAUGUUAUUGAAUUGUGGCUGAUGAUGGUGGUGAUAUAAUUGGCUCCGGACAUUUGCUUCGACAAGUUACUACCGUAUUUAUUCGAAUUAGCGCCCACCUCGAAUAAGCGCCCAUCCUAAAGGCAGAAAAAGUUAAUAAGCGCCCAGCCUCGAAUAAGCGCCCACCCCACCCCACUCCCUCCCACAAAAACUCCAAUACGAUAUAAUAAGAGACCCUCCCGACGACGGAGUUUUCUUCAGGGUAGUAUUGUACAGAAACUUUGCUUUGUUAUAGCUUCGCUUUUUGCUAUUAGCAUUUACUGUUUUGUUGCAAAAUAUACUACUGCACUUGCUGAGAAUGGUGAAAAUUUAAUAUGCGCCCAGCCUCGAAUAAGCGCCCACUCUCAAGGUCCAAAAAUUUAAUAAGCGCCCAGUGCGGUUAAUCGAAUAAAUACGGUAUGUAUUGUCGUUUUUGAUUGACUGACGAACGCCGAAGUCCAGCCCCCAUGUGAGCCGUAAUUGAUCCAUUUAAUGUUGAAUAGAAUAGACCUUUUAAGCUUGUAUGUUUGUUUUCUCAAUGAAGUCUCAUGGGGAUUUACCCCCUUCUUCUUUUCAUAAUUAUGGGUACACAAUAAGAGUAAUAUAACAUGACCUACAUUGGAAAAACCAAACGUUCAAGCUAAAGAGGUCUAUUUCCACGAUUGAGUUUGUUGAUGUAUGGUCAUAGACUUUUUAAGAGUGCGAUUCGCACAUACUUUCCAAUGUAGAUCCUGCUUUACCCAUAAGGAGAAAAAUUCUCUCGCCGGUUUUUUUUCUUCUUUUCCUUGGAUCGCUGGCCACUUACGUUACAAUGGAUUUAGAACUUACAGCCUUUGUCGCAGGAUCUUUAUUUGAUGGUACAACGAUACAGCUGCCUCUCGCCGAUGGGUCUUGUGAAACGUCCUCAUGAGAGGCGAUUGUAUUCGCAGGCUAGCGUGAUGCAGACUAGCGUGACGCCGGCUAGCGUGACGCAGACUAGCAACUCAACAGUUGUUUUAUUUACUUUGUUUACGUUCAC
Molecule: messenger RNA, 4003 nt
Organism: Porites lobata
Lineage: Eukaryota; Metazoa; Cnidaria; Anthozoa; Scleractinia; Poritidae
Source: the annotation of a GenBank genome assembly